Molecule: messenger RNA, 4286 nt
Organism: Chiloscyllium plagiosum (whitespotted bambooshark)
Lineage: Eukaryota; Metazoa; Chordata; Chondrichthyes; Orectolobiformes; Hemiscylliidae
Source: RefSeq, a predicted model, not a curated record
AGCAGCUUUGGAAAGCAGAAGCGAAAGCACCAACAUGCCGAUCAGCAUGCGCAGAACCUCUGAAUGGUUGCACAGACACGUAGCUUACAGGGACCGUGCUCAAUCAGCACAGGUUUCCCAUUAAAGGCACCUGCAUUUCUAACACUGACGUGUGAGAGAAGUUCUUUCUGACCCAUUAUAACUGUGUUUUCCCUCCCCACAAACCAACUCUCUCUCUGUGCUGCUUUGAGAGCCAACAAGAUUCAGACGGCAGUGAGCUGAGAACCCAAUGAAUGUAUGUCACAAUGAUGAUGACAGAUCAGAUUCCCUUGGAGCUGCCACCUUUACUCAAUGGGGAGCUCCCCAUGAUGCCUCACUUGGUGAAUGGGGAUGGGUCGCAACAGGUUAUUUUAGUUCAGGUUAAUCCGGGAGAAACCUUCACCAUAAGAGCAGAAGAUGGAUCUCUGCAGUGUAUCCAAGGGCCAGCGGAGGUUCCCAUGAUGUCCCCUAAUGGAUCCAUUCCCCCAAUUCAUGUUCCACCAGGAUACAUCUCACAGGUGAUCGAGGAUAACACUGGGGUCCGCAGGGUGGUGGUCACCCCACAAUCACCGGAAUGUUUUCCGCCCAGUUACCCAUCAGCCAUCUCUCCGACACAUCACCUGCCUCCGUACAUCACGCACCACCCGCAUCUCAUCCCUCACUCGCACGCGGCCUAUUAUCCCCCAGUCACCGGGCCAGGAGAUCUACCACCUCAAUUUUUUCAACAUCACCUUCCACCAACAAUAUACGGGGAGCAAGAAUUCAUCCCUCUCUAUGGGAUGUCCAGUUAUAUCACGAGGGAAGACCAAUACAGUAAACAUGACCGACUGCACAAAAAACUGAAGAUUGAUCGUCAGAACCGAUUAAACAGCCCACCCUCAACCAUCUACAAGAACCACAUGAGCUCCUGCGCCACAAUAUACAAUGGCUAUGGGAAAGGACCAUGUGUGGCAGGGGUGGGAGGGGGCGGAGGAACGGGUAUCAAGAAGUCAGAACGAAGAGCUAGGAGCAGCCCCAGGAUGAAUGAGCAGGAUAUUCAAGAUUUCGAUUCUGAAACGAAAAGGGUGCAGGACAUGCUUUCUGGGAUGGGGAGGCCACAGGUAUCCAAUGUCCAAGCCAGGGCAGCUCUCCUCACCUGGGCUCCACCUACAGGCCUCACCAACGGGGACAAACAGACAAACGGCCUACCAUACACCUGUAACUAUGAAGUGGCCUCUUCAGAUAAGGGCAAGGACGGGAAGUACAAGAUUAUUUAUAGUGGAGAAGAUUUAGAAUGCAGCCUGACUGAUUUACAGCCAACAACAGAUUAUCACAUCAGAGUUUCCACAAUCUAUAACUCGGUGAAAGGGUCGUACUCUGAGCCAGUCAGUUUCACCACUCAGAGCUGUGCACCAGACACACCAUCACCACCGAAACUCUCCCAUCGGACGAAAAGCACACUGACCAUCCAGUGGAAGGCACCUGUGGACAAUGGAUCAAAGAUCACCAGCUACCUUCUCGAAUGGGAUGAGGGGAAACGGAAUAACAGAUUUCGGGAGUGUUACUUUGGUAACCAGCGGCAUUACAAACUAACCAAACUCUUACCAGCCAUUGGUUACACCUUUCGGUUAGCAGCAUGCAACGAUAUCGGCACCAGUGGCUUCAGCCAGGAAGUGGUCUGUUACACUGCGGGGAACGUGCCACAGCCUCCUGCAGCCCCUCGGUUGGUGCGUGCAGGGGUCACAUGGGUGACGUUACAGUGGAACCGUCCAGAUGGUUCGUCAGCGGAAGAGCACAUCACCUACAUGCUGGAGAUGGAGGAAGAGAGCUCGACUGGUGGCUUUGAGUCGAUGUAUACGGGUGAGGAAGUGACCAGCACUGUGAAGUCUCUUACGAGAAGCACACAAUACAAGUUCAGGCUGAUAGCUUCCAACACAGAGGGCAGCAGCAGUCCCAGUGAAGUGCUCGUGUGUAUCACCAACCCAGACCAACCAGGGCCUCCAUCCACACCCUACGUCAUUGGCCCACCGCUCUCUCACAGCCUUCACCUCAAGUGGGACCCUCCAGAAGACAAUGGCGGAUCAGAAAUUCUGAAGUACCUGCUAGAGAUUUCUGAGGGCAGCUCCGAGGGAAGCCAGUGGGAGGUGGUGUACAGCGGAUCACUCAAUGAGACUGUCUGCCAACAACUGAAGCCAGGCACUUUAUACAGGUUCAGAGCCUGCUGUAUCAGCACUGGGGGACACAGUCAGUGUUCGGAGAGUCUGUCUGUUCGCACACAGUGUGUCGCACCCGGCCAGUGUCAACCACCAAGGCUUGUCGGCAAACCAAAACACAAAGAGUUUCAGAUGCAGUGGGGGCCACCGUCAGAUGGGAACUCGAUGGUGACGCAGUAUACGUUGGAGAUGAGUCAAGGAGAGCUAGCACCUUCGGAGGUUUACUGUGGUCCUGAUCUGGAAUGUACUGUCAGCAGCCUCCUGCCUGGGACCACCUAUCAGUUCAGGGUGAGAGCUGCCAAUGAAGCAGGGUACGGACCUUACUCUGAAGCAAUAGAUCUCACAACGGCCACAGGACCCCCAGUUCAGUGUAAAUCACCUGCACUUUCCUGCUUGUCGACCACAAGUGUACACGUGAGCUGGGAGAGCCCGGAGAAUUAUGGUGAUGACAUAUCAGAGUACAGACUGGAAUGGGGGGAGACGGAGGAAUCCAUGGACCUUGUUUACUGCGGAAUGGAGACAGCCUUCGAGAUCAACGAACUCAAACCAGCGACACACUACUGCUGCCGACUACAGGCCACUAACCAGGCUGGCUGUGGGCCGUAUAGUAGUGUGAUCACCCACACCACUCCUGCCUCGGUCCCUGAUGCCAUCUCCACCCUGUUCGUCCUGGAGGACCAGCACCUGGAUCAUUGUCUGACCUCGACUUCCAGCUGCCUCGCCGUCAAGUGGACCGAACCAUGCAGUAACGGCUCUGAGAUCCUCUCGUACAGCAUAGACCUGGGGGAGAGCCAGCUGACUGUGGACAACGUCACGGCCUACAUCAUACGCGAUCUCCUGCCCGGCACCUCCUACAGGAUCCGUGUUCGGGCGGUGAAUGGAAUUGGUGCUGGCCCCUUUAGCCAGGCGGUGAAAGCCAAGACAAGACCUCUGCCACCGGCUCCUCCAAGGCUGGAGUGUGCUGCCUCAGGCCCUCAGAGCCUCAAGCUGAAGUGGGGUGACAGCAGCAUUACCAAAGUUCUACCCACCGAUGUUGAAACUGUCUACAUCCUCCAAAUGGAGGAACGGAGUGGAAAGUUUAUUCCAAUCUAUCGAGGGCCAAGCCACACUUACAAGGUGCAGAGACUGAUGGAGUCCACAUGUUACAGCUUCCGAAUUCAGGCAGUCACCGAGGCUGGAGAAGGACCCUUCUCCACGGUCCAUGUGUUCAACACAACCAAAUUACUCCCUCCUGCUCUCAAAGCUCCACGGGUCACUCAGCUGGAAGGAACCGCCUGUGAGGUCACGUGGGAAGGUCUCCCACCAAUGAGAGGCGAUCCAAUGAGUUACAUCCUCCAAGUCACACUGGGCAGGGAGUUGGACUACAAACAGGUGUACAAGGGGGAGGACACAACAUUCCAGAUCUCAGGCCUUCAGACGAACACAGACUAUCGGUUUCGGGUCUGCGCCUGUCGACGCUGCCAGGACAUGUCACAAGAGCUGACUGGACCCUUUAGUCCUUCUGCCAUUUUCACACUACGGAGGAAAGAGUCCCCUCCAACCAGUGAACUGCGAACCGCAGAGUUGGCCAAAAUGAGGAGCGUGAUGCCCAGUGACGAGCAGUUUGCUGCCCUCAUCCUGGUGGGAUUCGCCAGUUUAUCGAUUUUCAUCGCCUUUGUUUUACAAUAUUUCAUCAUGAAGUAACAGAGGGCGAAGAAAGCAAAAAAAAAACAUUACGCAUAUAAUUCUUGAGGUAUAAACGUAGCCACGUAAUAGUACCAGCAAAACCCCAUUUAAAUAUUCCUGUUGAACUUCUAUUAAUCAUCUUUUAUUUUUAAGUUUGUUUAUCUCUUUUCCCUUUCCCCUUUUUCAUUUUGGGUUUACCCCAGUUCAAAGGUUAGUCAAAAAUAAAAGGGGGAAGUGAAAUGAAAACCACACUGGCUCUUUUCUGCACCUUUUCCGGAAAUUACUUUGACCCCUUCACCAUGGGCAUCACCUGAUGCCAGGUGGGAGCUGCCCUCCUGCUAGGGAUGGGUUCCUCACUGCAUGAGGUUGCUGUGAAUGAGUUAAAGUAUUCUCCCAGCUGAGAUUUCAGUU